Molecule: messenger RNA, 666 nt
Organism: Pseudocercospora fijiensis CIRAD86
Lineage: Eukaryota; Fungi; Ascomycota; Dothideomycetes; Mycosphaerellales; Mycosphaerellaceae
Exons: 4
Coding region: 1-666 (221 amino acids)
Source: RefSeq, a predicted model, not a curated record
AUGGAAUCGAAGAGAUCUACUCUGACACCAUGGCUAGCUAUCAGUCAUCGAGGCGAACAAGACUGUCAGCCAGCUCAUCUAUGGCGUGAAGCCAGGAGACUUCAAGAACAGGCCAGAAGAAACUUCGGACUUACUCAGAGAGAGUAUUUCGAAAGUAUCAAAGAUUUCAUCAGUGGAUUUAUAUCAUAUCCAGAGAUAUCCAUACUUCCAAUCUUUCGAUCAGAAGAUGUGCAGUUGCGCAAGCCAGGGAUCGCUUCCGUGGUGACAACCAACCACCUAGCGAAAUUUGAUGAAGAAAUCGAGAUCUCGGUAUUCGCCGGCAAACCAACAUUGACUCACGAGCGAUAUAUGCGGAGUUCUUUGACCAUGAUAGGAGGAGGCCUCGAAUCAGCGAUCGACGAAUGUCUAGGCGUGCGAAAUCUUGGCAAGGGAUACUUUGACAUUGACUGUUGCACGCACUGGAAGUAUGGCGUGUCCGAGGAGCGAGGCGCUCUGAUGGUACUACGUCCGGAUGGCAUACUUGGAGCAUCGGCACCUUUGGAUGGCUUUGCCGAUCUCGUUAUCCCUUAUUUCGAGCGGUUGCUCAUAGCGGAAGUCGGCGAGCUAAAGAUCGCUGACCAGAGCAGCCUGGAAAGCGGAAAGCCGAUUAACGGGAUUGUGGCAUAG